Messenger RNA from Egretta garzetta (little egret), 478 nucleotides. Its product is annotated as DNA-directed RNA polymerase II subunit RPB1-like. The transcript is spliced from 3 exons. Bases 41 to 478 code for a protein of 145 amino acids. NCBI's taxonomy places the organism in Eukaryota, Metazoa, Chordata, Aves, Pelecaniformes, Ardeidae. The record is from RefSeq and is a predicted model, not a curated record. Gene Ontology annotation, biological process: DNA-templated transcription. Gene Ontology annotation, molecular function: DNA binding. Gene Ontology annotation, cellular component: RNA polymerase II, core complex.
AGCGUUGGCGGCCCAGUCGCUGGGUGAACCGGCCACCCAGAUGACCCUCAACACCUUCCACUAUGCCGGAGUCUCGGCCAAGAACGUCACCCUGGGCGUCCCCCGCUUGAAGGAACUCAUCAACAUCUCCAAAAAACCCAAAACGCCUUCGCUCACCGUCUUCCUCCUGGGCCAGAGCGCCCGCGAUGCCGAACGGGCCAAGGACAUCUUGUGCCGCCUGGAACACACCACGCUACGGAAGGUGACGGCCAACACCGCCAUCUACUACGACCCCAACCCUCAGAGCACGGUGGUGGCCGAAGACCAGGAAUGGGUCAACGUCUACUACGAGAUGCCCGACUUUGACGUCAGCCGGGGGCACCCAUGGGUGCUCAUGGGGGUGACGGAGUUCCUGGUGGGUCCUGAGGAGCACGUGGAGAUCUCCAUGGAGACCUUUAGGAGGUCGAGGACAACCGCGAUGACACCUGUAGGCACCUAA